AAAGACGAAACGGAGGACCCGUAUGGUGUGAUGGUGAACGCGUUAGCCCCCGGAAGAGGUAAUGGCGUGUUCGCUAUUUCGUCGUUGUACUUUGGAGGUUUUGUUGCUCACAAGGGUGCGUCUUUUCUUGAAGAGAACGAAAUCUUUAUUCCGUCCGACGAUGACGAUGAUGACUGA
This is a messenger RNA of Angiostrongylus costaricensis, 177 nucleotides long. The record is from the annotation of a GenBank genome assembly. NCBI's taxonomy places the organism in Eukaryota, Metazoa, Nematoda, Chromadorea, Rhabditida, Metastrongylidae.